Molecule: messenger RNA, 1245 nt
Organism: Venustampulla echinocandica
Lineage: Eukaryota; Fungi; Ascomycota; Leotiomycetes; Helotiales; Pleuroascaceae
Product: putative indoleamine 2,3-dioxygenase family protein
Exons: 3
Coding region: 1-1245 (414 amino acids)
Biological process (GO): 'de novo' NAD+ biosynthetic process from L-tryptophan
Cellular component (GO): cytoplasm
Molecular function (GO): heme binding; metal ion binding; indoleamine 2,3-dioxygenase activity
Source: RefSeq, a predicted model, not a curated record
AUGUUGCCUCCGUCGAGUACCCAUCUGGCGGAAUUCGAAAUAUCUUCUCGAAAUGGCUUCUUACCCGACCAACCACCUCUCCAGAAAUUGGACGAUACAUAUUAUGCGAGUUGGGAGGCAAUAAUUGGAGACCUUCCGGGCCUGCUCAACUCAAGCUCCUUGAGAAAUGAGGUUGACCACUUACCUAUCCUCUCAACCUCCCGGUUAAGGUCGGAAAGAGAAUGGCAACGAGCAUAUCUCAUCCUAUCAUUCGUGACACAUGCAUAUAUCUGGGAAGCUCCAGGUCCAUCGGAGCGGUUACCUCCAUCAAUAUCCGUACCCUUCUUGAAAGUAUCCUCCCAUCUCCAACUUCCGCCAACUGCAACAUACGCCGCCCUCAGCCUCUGGAACUUCAAAUCGUCCAAUACAGAUUGCGAUCUAAGUCGAAUCGAGGACCUCCAAGUCCUGCAUACAUUCACCGGUACCCAGGACGAGGAGUGGUUUUAUCUUAUCUCCGUCGCAAUUGAAGCACAAGGUGCUGAAGCUAUUCCGUUAAUGUUAAAUGCCAUCGAUGCGGUCGAAUCAGAUAACUCGCCGAUGGUUAUAGCGGCAUUGAAAGAAUUCUCCUAUCUCAUCCGGAAGAUCAGUCUACUGCUCAAGAGAAUGCACGAAAAGUGCUCCCCGGAGAUAUUUUACAACGAAAUCAGACCUUAUUUCGCCGGGAGUAAGAAUAUGGGAUUAGCCGGCCUUCCAAAUGGAGUGUUUUAUGAUGAGGGAGAAGGAAAUGGGCAAUGGCAACAAUAUAGCGGUGGGAGUAAUGCUCAGAGCUCACUAAUACAGUUCUUUGAUAUCGUUCUUGGGGUUGAGCAUUUCGACGUCAAGGGGACCAAGGGUUCGAAACAUGGAUUUCUUCGGCAAAUGCGAAGCUACAUGCCCGGUCCUCACUGCAGCUUUCUAGAGCACCUGGAGUCUAUCGCAAAUAUACGAGCAUACGCCGAACAAACAGCUGUUCCCGAAGUGACCGAGGCGUAUAAUUUUGCGGUCAAAGAACUAGAGAGUUUUAGGGAUAUCCAUAUCCAGAUUGUUGCGCGGUAUAUUAUUAUGCCAUCGAGACAACACGUAUCUACUGGGCAUCGGGGUGUGAAUCUUGCGAUUGCGUCGGCAAAUCCAGAUGUGAGGAAGGACUUGCAUGGGACAGGUGGAACGGAAUUAAUGCCCUUUUUGAGACAGAGUCGGGAUGAGACGAGGGCGGCAGCUUUGAGUUGA